Zootermopsis nevadensis is the source of this 1494-nucleotide messenger RNA. The record is from RefSeq and is a predicted model, not a curated record. NCBI's taxonomy places the organism in Eukaryota, Metazoa, Arthropoda, Insecta, Blattodea, Termopsidae.
AUGAAAUUGCCACCUGUGAUGUUUCAUGAAGAACACCUUUGGAAUUUCAGUGUACUCCAAGGAAUACAUCUUUCCAACCUUGCCUUGAAACCAACAUCAUGUUGUAUUAAUGGUUUUAACUUUCUCUCUGAGGGUACAGUUGCUUAUAUUAAUUUCGGUAGGGACAGCGACUUCGCGUAUCUGGAAACUCUUUCUGUUAGUAUCAAGGGAAGGAUUUUGUUGGCUCGUUUGGGGAAGGAGUCACCUGUGGACUUGGUGCACACAUGCCUGGAAAAGGGAGCAGUAGGAAUUAUACUGUUUGCUGAUCCUGAACAGUAUCCUGAUAUUGAAAAGGGGGCCGAGCCAUUCCUGUUGCCUUCACAACUAGGAAUCCUGCAGAAAAUGCAUGGAAAUCCAGCCACAGAAGGAAUCAAUAUUACUAACUGCCUUCCACUGCAAAUCAUCAGUGCUGAAGAUGCCAAGUAUAUAUUGACUAGAAUGUCAUCCAGUGACCCUUUUCCAGAGAGCUGGAAGGGAAGUAUGAGUAUUUCUUAUCAGACUGGCCCUGAGUUCUCAUCAAACAUUUGGAAGCUUAAAAUGGAAAUGAAUAUGGUCAAUUUAAAAAAGACGUACUACAGUGUUACAGGGGCCAUCAGAGGCAGUCAUGAGCCAGAUCGUUAUGUCUUGCUUGGAAGCAGCCAUGGGUUACUUUCUGGAAAUUAUACUUUUGGUGCAAUGGCAUCCAUGAUGGAAGUAGCUCGAGUCUUCAACAUGCUCAUCUCAAAGAGAGGUUGGAGACCUCGGAGGUCUGUGGUGUUCUGUAGCUGGGGCUUCAAUUCUGUCGAUGGAAUUGUCACCCCAGUACUCCUGAACAGUGAGUGGGGUCACUCGAUGCGGCAGAGGGCAGUAGCGUAUCUGGGUGUGGACAUUUCUGUCAAAGCAUACAGAAGUCUGAGUGUUGAAGCCUCACCUUUGCUCUUCAAGACCGUAUAUAAUGCGAGUUCACUUGUGCCCAGCGUUGGUCCAGCAGAAGCCAAACCCGGCGUGAAAACUGUGUUUGAUACAUGGCUGAAGUCAGUUGAUCCAAAUAAACAAAAACUUAACAUCAUAAAGGGGGAAGGAAAUGCGCAGUCCGUUCUGUAUGAUCUUGGUGUGCCAAGUCUAAAUGUACAUCUUACCACUACAGAGGCAGGUGAUGAAGCCCUCGGACACCACAGGGAAGUUGCCCAGUUGUGGUCAGUUCUUACAUGGCUUCUUGCUGACAGUCUUGUGGUGCCUCUUGAUAUAAAACAAUAUGCGACGUUCCUGCACGAUUCUGUCAACUCAAUCCUUACACAUUACAAGAAAGAGGUGAAAGCUCGGGAUCUUUCUCUUCUUAACCUUGAAAACGUUGUACAGAACUUCACAUCGGCAGCAGAAUUGUUCCAGAACAAGAUACUCCACUUGGAUAAAUCAGAGUAUGUGUUUACAUUAUCUCAUAUUUUGUCACUAGCUGAUAGCACUACAGAAUUGUAA